GUCAAAAUCGCCAUCUUGCUUCUUCUCAACUUCCUCUAUUUGUGAAAGGCUCGAGCGGUCUGAGCCAUGGGUCGAGUAAUUCGUGCUCAACGUAAGGGAGCUGGAUCAGUCUUCCGUUCCCACACCAAAAGGAGGAAGGGAGCACCAAAAUUGCGGUCCCUCGAUUUCUCGGAGAGGCAUGGAUACAUCAAGGGUGUCGUCAAGGACAUCAUCCAUGACCCCGGUCGUGGCGCACCACUCGCAGUAGUACAUUUCCGGGACCCUUACAAGUUCAAGACCCGUAAAGAACUUUUCAUUGCACCUGAGGGCAUGUACACAGGACAGUUUUUGUACUGUGGAAAGAAAGCCACUCUCCAAAUUGGGAAUGUAAUGCCCGUUGGCACCAUGCCUGAGGGUACAAUUGUCUGCAAUUUGGAGGAGAAAACUGGUGACAGGGGUCGUCUGGCUCGUGCCUCCGGCAACUACGCCACCGUCAUUGCCCACAAUCCCGAUAGCAAGAAGACCAGGGUGAAGUUGCCCUCCGGCGCUAAGAAAGUUAUUCCAUCGAAUAACAGAGCCAUGGUCGGUAUUGUUGCUGGUGGUGGUCGUAUUGACAAGCCCAUCCUCAAGGCUGGACGUGCCUACCACAAAUACAAGGCCAAGAGGAACUGCUGGCCCAAGGUUCGUGGUGUUGCUAUGAACCCCGUUGAACAUCCCCACGGUGGUGGUAAUCACCAGCACAUUGGUAAGGCGUCCACUGUCAAGCGUGGCACGAGCGCUGGUCGUAAAAUUGGUCUCAUUGCUGCUCGUCGUACCGGAAGAAUUCGUGGAGGAAAGACAGACAGCAAGAAGGAAGAUUAGACUGCACAUUAAUUGUUUAUACUGUGUGCUCUAUUAUGUAAUAAAAUCAUACAAAAACAAAAUGCACAACAUUAUUAUUGACGUGGAUA
This is a messenger RNA of Diachasma alloeum, 929 nucleotides long. RefSeq names its product 60S ribosomal protein L8 (gene RpL8). Gene Ontology annotation, cellular component: cytosolic large ribosomal subunit; ribosome. The record is from RefSeq and is a predicted model, not a curated record. The transcript has 5 exons. Gene Ontology annotation, molecular function: structural constituent of ribosome; RNA binding. Gene Ontology annotation, biological process: cytoplasmic translation. Bases 67 to 840 code for a protein of 257 amino acids. Lineage: Eukaryota; Metazoa; Arthropoda; Insecta; Hymenoptera; Braconidae.